AUGAGGCAUUUAUCAGAACUUUGGAAAGUAUCUUUGAUAUUGGGUCCGAUAUUCACUAUUCUUUUUGGUACAUCGAUUAGCUCUUUAUUUUUGGGUUAUACAAAAUACAAUCAAUGUCCAUUUCAACCAUUUCUUCCUCAAGGUCUUGUUGGUUUUGGACUCAUAGGUUCAUUAUCAAGCAUUACUGCUCUUAUUCUCAUAGUGGUGUCGUUCUUCAAAGUGGAUGAUUCUGGUGCUCAUUUAUGGUAUCUGGUUUAUGCGAUCAUAAUGGUUGCCAUAUAUAGCGCUAGCGCAUUUAUUUGGACAUCUAUUAUUGUGUUAUUACUUCGUGCUGAAUACUCUAAUUAUCAAUCAGAAAAUUCGACAGAUCUUAAGUCAUUCUGUCAUGCAUCAAUUGAUAACUUUUGCAAUGUUUUUGCAACAACAGUCGGUGCAUUAGCGUUGAUUUUUUUCAUCUGGUUUAUUCGAUGUCUCGGUCUUAAACUUUGGAAAUUUUUUGGUAAAACAUUAUCAGUACAAGAAAGACGAUGA
Molecule: messenger RNA, 531 nt
Organism: Rotaria socialis
Lineage: Eukaryota; Metazoa; Rotifera; Eurotatoria; Philodinida; Philodinidae
Source: the annotation of a GenBank genome assembly